This is a messenger RNA of Apiotrichum porosum, 1101 nucleotides long. RefSeq names its product bifunctional AP-4-A phosphorylase/ADP sulfurylase (gene APA2). The transcript has 6 exons. The coding region runs from base 1 to 1101 and encodes 366 amino acids. Gene Ontology annotation, molecular function: ATP binding; ATP:ADP adenylyltransferase activity. Lineage: Eukaryota; Fungi; Basidiomycota; Tremellomycetes; Trichosporonales; Trichosporonaceae. Gene Ontology annotation, biological process: nucleotide metabolic process. The record is from RefSeq and is a predicted model, not a curated record.
AUGGCCACUGCUCACCCCGUCGACCCCGUCGCGCCCGCAGACAUUCUCGCUCGUCUCCCUGGCCACUGGAAGGCGGCAAAGGAGAGCGGCGACCUCAUCUUCUUUGAGUCGUCGACACGCUAUGUCGGUGACAGGCAGAAGGUUGCGGUCACCAUCUGCCCCGCCCUUGGUGCCAAGAUGGCCGACAUCAUGCCUCCCGCUCCUGAGCCCGAGGCCAAGCGCGUGCGCACCGACGCGCCCGAGAGGCCCUCGCCCUUCCGUCCCCCUUACGUCGCUGGCCUGUACGUUGGCUGCGUCCCCGGCAUCGACGGCGAGGAGACCAUGAGCGUCUUGCUGAACAAGUUUGCGGUCCUCCCCGAGCACUUCCUCCUGUGCCCCGUCAGCGAGCAGCCCCAGAACGUGCCUCCCACGCCUGCUCAGCUUGCGCGCGUCUACUCGAUUCUCCAGGCUGGCCUGCGUAGCUCGCCUCCCCGCCGUCUCUUUGCCUUCUACAACGGUGGACCCGGCGCCGGCGCGUCCCAGCGCUGGAGGCACGUUCAGUUCAUUGACGGCCCGGCCCCCGUCGAGGAGUGGAUGCACGGCGUCACUUUUGAGCGUAACGACCGCGCAAUCAUCCACCCCGACCUCCCCUACCUCCACAUUGUCCACCCGCUGCCCCCCGUCUCAAGGCUGCCGUACCCUCCCUCGGAGGACGACCUUGUCAACCUCGCCGACGAGCUCGCCCCGGCUCUCAUGCGCUCGCUGGACCUCGCAUUCGACGCUCUCCGCCGCAGUGGUGGCGACAGGAGCCAGGGCUGGAACCUCUUGCUCACGACCGAGCACCUUCACCUCAUCCCCCGCUCGGCGCCCCAGUACCCUCUCGCCGAGGGCCUGCCCCCUCUGGACCUCAACGCGCUCGGCUACGCCGGCAUGCUCCUUGUCAAGUCCAAGGAGGAGGACGCGGCCCUCGACGCCGUCGCGGCCAACACUGAAGGCGGCAUCAUUGGUAUCCUGGGCAAGUGUGCCAUCCCGCGCGAGUUUGGCGAGCAGGCCCUCCAGGCCGAGGCGACGCAGCACGGCGGUGCCGGUUCGCUUGAUGUCGAACCCAAGGCCAAGAUGUAG